Molecule: messenger RNA, 687 nt
Organism: Pistacia vera
Lineage: Eukaryota; Viridiplantae; Streptophyta; Magnoliopsida; Sapindales; Anacardiaceae
Product: 10 kDa chaperonin 2, chloroplastic
Exons: 7
Coding region: 92-499 (135 amino acids)
Cellular component (GO): mitochondrial matrix
Molecular function (GO): metal ion binding; ATP binding; protein-folding chaperone binding
Source: RefSeq, a predicted model, not a curated record
GGCGAGGGUUUCAAAAUGUUUCUUCCUAAGCACAGCCUUUAGUUUAAGCGUCGUCUUGCAGUCUCUUCAUAGUUGGUUUAGUUCCUUAUCCAUGGCGUCUACAUUUGUUUCACUACAAAACCCUUUUUUAUCUUUUAACAAAAUCGGCAUUCCUUCUUCUAACCAGAGGCUAUUGGGGACGCGAACGCAAGCUCUGAGAAUCAGUGCAAUUUCUAAGAAAUGGGAGCCAACUAAGGUUGUUCCUCAAGCUGAUAGAGUCCUGGUCCGUCUGGAGCAGUUACCUGAGAAAUCAGCUGGGGGUGUUUUGCUGCCUAAAGCAGCUGUUAAAUUUGAGCGGUAUCUCACGGGGGAGAUUCUCUCUGUUGGCACUGAUGUUGGAGAAGUGGGUGCUGGAAAGAAGGUUCUUUUCUCUGAUAUAAGUGCUUAUGAAGUUGAUUUGGGAACAGAUGACAGGCAUUGCUUUGUUAAGGAGAGUGAUUUGCUGGCUGUGGUCGAGUGAAGUUACAUUGGUUUUGUAGGAUAUUACCAACUAUUGGCUUCCCUAGUGGCUAGUGUUGUAGUAUCAAUGUCCUCAAUUGUAUUAAUUUUGAGGGAUAUUUUCCCUUACUUUUUAAUCUUUCAGAACUCUAGAAUAAUGAAAUGAAAGAAUUUGAUGCGACCAUUGUUGUGAUUUGUUCCAAGGUUUAA